AUGGCAGAGAACAUAGAAGACGGCCUUGAUUCCCUCGGACUCAAGGAGGUCCUAGAUGCCGACCCGAGGCCUACCUUUGUGCUCGACCUGGACCCUGACGACCCAGGCAGCAAUGUCUCCACGGCCAUCUGCCCAGUCUUUUGCAAUGCCGCCCUGCGCCUGCACGAACGACUUCUUGAUGCGGUGCUCGGCAGCGACAAUGGCCUUCCCGACGACAACCCACAUCAUGCCUGGGUCACAGGAGUUACGACACACGACGACUCCAAGGACGUCUUCCCGCAGAGCUUCAUCUACCACGACCUGAUGUGGACUGGAUCUACCGUUAGGAAGCGCUGGAGGCUUGUCAGCGGCACGGGGCUCUGGCAAGUCGACCCCGAUCCCCCACUGGAUCUUGCGUCUGGUGCUCCCCUCGAAGUGGCAACGGGUGGUGGACAAGCGAGCCUCUCUAGUAAGAAGGCGGGGAGCCGGAACGGUCCAGUGCAGGCCGAUCGCGAUGAUCGCCGUCCUUCCCAGGCGUUUGACCUGUCACACACCAGCCUCCCUCCCGCUGGGGAGAGCAGCUCGUCUCCUAUCUUUUACCCACGGCAACCUACAACAAGCGGCUCCAUCAAGACUGGCAACUCCAAGUCCUCGCAGAACAUCUCUCUCAACCUUGCGACCCUUCCGGAACGUGCCGCAAUUGACUGGACGGUACCAGAACCCCAGGGGCAACUGUCGACGCACCUGCAGUACGUCCGCAGUGUGGACUGGAGCGCCACCUCUCUUGGGCCCAUGGACCAAUGGUCCUCCGAGUUUCGUCAGAUUGCAAAUCUUGUCAUGACCAACCCCCAUCCGGUGGCCCUGUUCUGGGGCUCCAAGUUGACAGUUAUAUACAAUGAGGCCUAUGCAAAUGAGGUCGCGGGAAAUAAGCAUCCAACCUUGAUGGGGACGGAUUUUGCUGACUUCUUCGCCGAGAUCUGGGAUUACUGUGGGCCUCUGUUUGAGGAGUGCGGGCGGACUGGUAUCAGUGUGCGCAAGGACAAUGACUUUGUGUCUCUUUACCGGCACGGUAUGCUCGAGGAAACCUACUUCUCCUGGACCUAUGUCCCUGUGUACUCCAGCUCGACUCGGGAGCUCUCGGGCUUCUAUAAUGGACCGUUCCAGACGACAUCGAUGGUACUGCAGGCACGGCGGAUGCAGACGAUCAACUCGAUCGGCGAGCGCACCAGCGCGGCGAAGACAGUUAAGCAGUUCUGGAAAUACGUCCUAGAAAGCCUGAGGGAGAACCCUCGGGACGUGCCAUUCGCCCUGUUGUACUCGGUUGGAGAAGAUGACGAUGGGGAGUUCUCCUCUGCGGCUUCAGAAACCUCGAUCUCUCUCAAGACCUGCCACUUUGAAGGCUCUCUUGGCUUGGCAACAUCCCUCGCCUCGACCAUCCUCUUUGAAGAGGAGACUCGUCGAAUGCGGGAUGCCUUUGAGGCCGCGCAUCUAGAGAAAGAAAAUCUGACCCAGCAGUUGGACCUGCAAGCCAGCAGGCUGCGGCGGAUGACCGAGCUCUCCCCCCUUGGAAUGUUCCUCAUCAGCCCCGAAGGUGUCCUGCGCGAGGCGAACGACACUUUCUUCGAGAUGACGGGACUCCCGAGAGAGAGUCAGUCCGAGCUAUCAUGGAUGGACAUCAUCAUGCCCAGCAGCAUAAAGACUAUGGAAGACGGGUGGCAUAUUCUUGCUAAUGAGCACCGUCCGUGGUCCGAUGAACUGCAGCUAAAUGUCCGCCACGCCAACCCUGUGAACCUGCAGGGAGACGCCAUCGAUUACUGGGUCAUGUUCAUCGCCCAGCCGGAGAUUGCAUCUGACGGCUCCCUGCGAUCCAUUAUGGGAAGCAUCACCGAUAUCUCCAAGACGAAAUGGGCACAGGGUCUCCAAGAAUUCCAACUGAGCGAGGCCGAAGAGACACGAAGGCAACAGAACGAAUUUAUCGACAUUACAUCCCACGAGAUGCGGAACCCGUUGAGCGCCAUCCUCCAAUGUGCAGACGACAUCACCACGGUUCUCGCGGAGUGUAAGAAGAAGGGUGUCAGUCCUGAUGUAGACACCAUCACGUCCUGUCUGGAGUCGGCACAGACCAUCAGCUUGUGUGUACAGCAUCAAAAGUCUAUCGUCGAUGAUAUACUCACGGUCUCAAAACUCGACUCGAACCUACUACUCAUAACACCUAUUCCCACGCAACCAGAACAGAUUUUGAGCCGGGCACUGAGGAUGUUCGAAUCGGAGCUGCAAGCCAAGGACAUCGAGGCCAAGUUCGAGGUCCAUCCUUCCUACAUCGAGAACAAGGUGGACUGGGUCUCUCUGGAUCCUAGCCGGGUGCUGCAGGUUCUCAUCAACCUCCUGACUAACGCUAUCAAGUUUACGGCUACAUCGAAGUCGCGCCGUCUUGCCGUCGCUGUCGCUGCGUCUCGCGAGCCACCCGUCCUAAGUCAUAUCAAAGGCUUCCAAUUUGCGCCUCUCACAAAUGCAAGGAACCUUGCGGAUGAUCGGAACGACUCCGAGACGUUAUACAUACGGUUUAAGGUUCAGGAUUCGGGCUGCGGCCUGACCGCCGAAGAGAAGCAGAUCUUGUUCCAACGCUUCAAGCAGGCCUCGCCGCGCACGCAUGCGCAGUACGGUGGAAGUGGGCUGGGUCUCUUUAUCUCGAAGCGUCUCGCAGAGCUUCAUGGAGGACAGAUUGGUGUCGCUUCGGAAGCUGGCGAGGGAAGCAUCUUCAGCUUCUACGUCCAAGCCAAGCGGUGUGAACCGCCCGUCGAUGCAGGGCAAGACCCCAUUCUACCACUCGAACGACACCUCAACGGCGAUAUGAGCCUGCAGCAACAGCUCGCCCCCCAGCGACAAGAUCUCGCACUGUCAGGCGGGCAGGGGGCCAGCCUGGUGGUGGCCAAGGCCGUCAAGCAGUUCGACCCCAAGAAGACGACGAUCCUGGUUGUGGAGGACAACCUGAUCAACCAGCGCGUGCUGGCAAAUCAGCUCAAGAAGGCCGGCUGCAAGGUCAACCUCGCAAACGACGGCCUCGAGGCACUGGAAUUUCUGCGAAGCACGCAUUUUUGCGAUAAGACCAAGGGCGUUGCCCUUGACAUCAUCCUGAUGGACCUCGAGAUGCCCAAUAUGGAUGGGCUGACCUGCGUGCGCGAGAUUCGGAAGAUGGAGGCAACAGGCGAGGUGAAGGGGCACGUGCCCGUCAUCGCAGUCACCGCUAAUGUGAGGGAUCAGCAAGUGGCGACGGCGAGGCAGAGUGGCAUGGAUGAUGUGCUUUCGAAGCCCUUCCGAAUACCGGACUUGCUGAAGCAGGUAGAGACUUUACUUUUGGCCGACUCGAUUUCGGCUGUGCAUAUUGCAUAGGGAGGUGUUAGUUAGCGGGUGGUAGUGAUAGUGGUUUGGGGGCAUCAGUCAUGCCAACAUGUUUACAGAUACCUUUAUAGCGACGGGAUAGAGCAUUUUUGGGAGGGUUGUUCUAUUUGUUGCAUCACUUUGUUGAAGAAGUUGCAAGCUCUUUCGAUCUUUUUCCAGUCAUGUGUAACUUGCUCGGUCUUGGUAGAAAUACCCUUGUCUACUUCC
Molecule: messenger RNA, 3585 nt
Organism: Cryphonectria parasitica EP155
Lineage: Eukaryota; Fungi; Ascomycota; Sordariomycetes; Diaporthales; Cryphonectriaceae
Exons: 5
Coding region: 1-3369 (1122 amino acids)
Biological process (GO): phosphorylation; phosphorelay signal transduction system
Molecular function (GO): phosphorelay sensor kinase activity
Source: RefSeq, a predicted model, not a curated record